Microthlaspi erraticum is the source of this 3651-nucleotide messenger RNA. NCBI's taxonomy places the organism in Eukaryota, Viridiplantae, Streptophyta, Magnoliopsida, Brassicales, Brassicaceae. The record is from the annotation of a GenBank genome assembly.
AUGAAGAAGAAAACAGAGGAAGUUGUCAUCGAUGGAUGUCCCAGAAAACCUCCUAGAUCCAGAAAGAGGAAAAGCUCAUAUGACAAUAACGACACCUGCAAUGGAAAAUCUGUAAAGGGGAUGAGCGUUGAUAAUCACAUAGUAGAUGGUGCAGAGGAUCCUAAAACAACCAAAACCAGAAAAACGAGAAAACUAAGAUCAUCAACUCAAACCAUCAAAAAACCUUCCAACACGAAAACUCAAGCAUGUGUACCAGUAAGAACAAUUUUUAGCAGAAUCUUUGAUGGUGUUAACAACAUAAAUACAAGCUGUGGAAGGGCUACGAGUUUGAAACGCGUCGAUAUUAAUGGUUCCCCAUUGUUUACAAAACCGACUUUCCAAGGAUGUGAUCAGCCUCAACCGGAAUUCGCAGAGGUUAGAUCCAAGAAUCCACGAAAGCCGUGUGUCCAAGCUGAAACUAAGAAACAACCAAACUCGACAAAAGGAACCAGAGGGAGGAAAGUGAAAACAAAGGAACCAUUAAAACUUGAAUAUAAUGAUGAGGGUGAUAUGACAUAUCGUUGCACUCACUGUGAUGCUAAGUUUUGGUAUGGUGAACGUAUCAACAAGAAGAAGAGGUCACGCAAUCCAGUCUUCACGCUUUGCUGUAUGCAGGGACAAGUAACGUUGCCGUUGCUAAAGGAUCCUCCUCCUGAAAUUAAAAAUUUGAUUUAUGGAGAUGAUGAAUUAAGCCGACAUUAUCAGAAGCACAUCAGGCCUUACAGCAUGCUUUUUUCCUUUACUUCAAUGGGUGGAAGAGUUGAUCAUUCUGUAAAAAAAGGGAGGGGUCCACAAAUGUUUCAGUUGCACGGAGAGAAUUACCAUUUAAUGGGCAGCAUGAUUCCACAACCUGGAGAUUAUGCAAAAUUCUAUCAGAUGUAUAUUGUUGACAUGGAGAAUGAGAUCGAAAAUAGACUCACUUUCCUCAGCAAGGCUAAAAAUGCUAAAGAAUCAACUAAGAAGAACCGACUACGGAAGGAAAUCAUUGAAUUGUUCGUCAAGGUCUUAGAUGAGCACAACCCGUACGUGAAGACAUUUCGGUCUGCAAGAGAGAGAUUCAACACUGACCCUGAGCACAGUUUUCACAUGAGGAUUAUAAGUGAUCGUGUUACUGAUGGAAGAACUUACAACACUCCUACGGCUUCUGAGGUUGCUGCAAUCAUUCCCGGAGAUUUCAAUUUUGACAUGGGGAAGAACCGUGAUAUAAUCCUACAAAAACAAUCCGGAAAGCUGAGGCGUAUUAGCGAGAUUCAUCCGUCGUAUAUCCCACUACAAUAUCCUACGUGUUUUGUUUAUGGAGAAGAUGGUUUCAGGCUUGGAAUUAAGAAAGCAGAUUCAGUUUACGGGAAAAAAAAUAAGAAGGAAAACAUCUCUGUUAGACAGUUUUUUGCUUUCCGUCUAUUUGAAAGAACAAAAGAGUCUAACCAUCUCUUACACUCGAGGAGGCUGUUUCAGCAGUACUUGGUCGAUACCUACACCAUGAUUGAGACUAACAGGCUUACCUAUCUGCGGAUGAACCAGACAAGCUUGAGAUCAGACAGUUAUGACUCAAUCAAACAAGCUGAAGACGCAGGUGUCAUUGAAAUGGAGGAACAAGGUAAUAAGUUUUACUUGCCUGCGUCUUUCACUGGAGGACCAAGGUAUAUGAGGGAGUUAUAUUUCGAUGCGAUGGCGAUAUGCAGACAUUAUGGUUUCCCGGAUUUGUUCAUCACAUUUACAUGCAAUCCUAAAUGGCCAGAACUAACCCGAGAGCUUGAUGGUACAAAUCUGAAACCUACGGAUAGAGCUGAACUCAUCUGCAGGCUGUAUCAUAUAAAACUAGCGUCACUCAUGGAAGACUUGACGGAUAAUGGACUCCUAGGCCAAACAGUUGCGUCAAUGUAUACAAUAGAAUUUCAAAAACGAGGACUGCCACAUGCUCACAUUCUUCUGUUUAUGCAUCAGAAGUGCAAGUUUCCAACUACGGAUGAUAUCGAUAAGAUUAUAUCAGCAGAGAUACCAGAUAAGGUGGAGGAGCCAGAACUAUAUGAAGUUGUGAAGGAUAUGAUGAUUCACGGUCCUUGCGGUAAUGUGAACAUAAACUCACCAUGUAUGGAAAAUGGAAAAUGUCAAAAGCUAUUCCCGAAAGCUCAUGCAGAGAGAACCAAGAUAAGCAAAGAUGGCUUCCCAAUAUACAGGAGACGGGACCAGCCAGGUGUGUUUAUCGAGAAGAAUGGUUUCAAGUGUGACAACCGAUACGUGAUUCCAUAUAACAGAGCUCUGUCCAUCCGUUACAAAGCUCACAUCAAUGUAGAAUGGUGUAACCAGUCAGCUGCUAUUAAAUACUUAUUUAAGUAUAUCAACAAGGGAUCAGAUCGUGUUGCUGUCGUUGUUGAGUCAGCUGAGCAGGCCACACUUGGUGAAGAAGCACGGCAGAAAAAGAAAAAUGGGAGAUCUACUAAUGGAGAUAAGCAGACUGAAGAUAGUUCUGAGUCCACUGAGAAGGUUGAGCAGGUUAACGAGAUGACUUCCGGUGCUACAGAAGCUGUAUGGAGAACACUGGGGUUUAAAAUACAUCAUAGAUCUGUGUCUGUGGUUAAACUCACUUUUCACUUAGAAGGGAAACAGUUGGUUAUCUUCAAAGGGAAGGACAAGCUGGAAAGGGUUGUUACACGAAAACUGAUCGAGAAGACUAUGAUGUUGGCUUGGUUUCAGCUGAAUUUGGAAAACGAGUUUGCUAGAACGCUAACCUAUGUUCAGAUUCCAAAUUUCUUUGUAUAUAUUGCUAGCCAGAAACGUUGGAAAGAAAGGGAGACAGGUUUUGCAAUUGGCAGAAUCAACUAUGCCCCAAGGAAGAUUGAAGAUGCUUAUUAUUGUCGAGUGUUGUUAAAUGUUGUCCGUGGUCCCACAUGUUUUGACGACAUCAAGACAUACAAUGGAGUGCUAUAUCCGAGCAACAAGGAUGCGUGCUAUGCCAGGGGUUUGUUAGAGGAUGACCAAGAGUACAUUGAUGACAUUCUCAGGAGAAGCUUCACGACUUCUGCAGCUCAACUUCGGCAGUUAUUCGUCACCAUGCUUAAUUCCGACAGUUUAACUUCUCCAGAGCUGAAAAGGAGUUACAACCAAAAGAGUGAAGACUGUCCAGACGGCUCUAUCGAGAAUCAGCGCCCAACCGCGCAGUCCGGCUGGCCGAGGAACGAAUGUUCCGCGCUCGGCCAAAUCUCGUCCGUCCGUCUGAAGUCUCGGCCAAAGUCCAAAACCGUCGGCCGAUCACGCAAUCACGACCCGGGAAACAUCCCGCGGUCGGCCACGCCACGCCACGACCGCGCACGACCAAACGCGAGCCGGGAAACGCCUCGCGGCCGCGCAACUCUCCGCGUACCACGGCCGAUGCGCCGUCCGAGCCGGGAAAACGUCCCGCGUCCGGCCGAGAUUUCAUCGGCCAAAUUCAUCCCUCCGACCACAGCCGGCCGACCACGAUCCGUCCGACCCCGACCGUUCCGACUCGGCCACAUACCCGAUUGUCCGGCCGAUCGUCCCGCACGACCGUCCCAACGCCGCGGUCGACCCGAAGCCCUUUUUGAAGCCCAAACUUAUGUUUUCAAGCCCGGCUUAACCCUAAGCCGCCUCUAG